Messenger RNA from Acanthosepion pharaonis, 744 nucleotides. The record is from the annotation of a GenBank genome assembly. Lineage: Eukaryota; Metazoa; Mollusca; Cephalopoda; Sepiida; Sepiidae.
AUGCAGCUGGUCCAGCAUCGAACAGGAAAGAUGCACGUCCGAAAAAUGCGAGCUGACAUACCAUCUGAAGAAACAGGAGGGCGAGGGGGUAUGCCAUUCCGUGGCAAAAAUGAAGAUGAUGAUGAUAUGGAUCCUAUCACACAAGCUGUAGUCAACAAUGCCCUUGGUAAAUUACCUACCAAGCGAAAAGCACAGCCAGUCACUUGCAAUGCAUGCAAUCUAACGUUCAACUCUGAGCUCCAAGCUGCUCAGCAUUACAACGGCAGUCGACAUGCCAAGAAGGUGCGGCUGAUGGAGGCAGCCAAGCAAAUGGAAACUGAAGAAGAUCCUGCUGAAACUGAUACUAAUGGUGAGAAACUACUUCCUUCAUCUGGAGAUGACUUAGGGAAGAAACUCGGCUUGUUCUUCUGUGGCUACUGUAACAUUUCUGUGAAUUCACUGCAACAGUUGGAUGCCCAUAAAAGUGGCAGCAAACAUCGGGCUAAGAUGCGGAUAUAUCCGAUGGCAAAGACAGUGAUUAAUGCCAGACUUUGUUUUAUUGCAAAAUGCCUGGUGUUGGCACAUUGGAGAUGGGUGCUGCCUACAACUAUGUCUACUAAUACUACCACAACCACCACAACAUUAAGAGCAGCUUACUUACAGUCUACCAGUGUAGUUAUUGUCAUACUGUUGAAAAAACACCUGGAUUCUUCCAUUUUUACUGUUGUCAAUUUUGGUAUAUUUCCACUGUCAGUUCCUGGCUAG